CUCGUACACGUCGUAGGCCCUUCACAUACAGUAGACACCAAACUCCCUCUAUCCACAAUACCACUUGCUCACUUACAGUACUGUCUGGAGAGCCACCGCUCAGGCCACAGCCCCCCGUUAUUGGACCCCUACAUGCCCUCGCCUGCUUUACCUAUUCUUACGUUUUGCCGACAAAGAAAAUAGUUCACCAUUGCCAACAACACCCAGCAGUUCUACUCGUAUCUUCUGCUGUUCUGCACCGUCAACAAAUAAUCCUCACCACCCUUUACCUGACGACACGCUGACCGACCGCCCACUAUACUUCGUAUUCUCUCGCUUUAAUCUCGAUGGUCCUCAUGUAGGCCGGCUGUCAGCCUUGGUCCACGAUCACGAUUGCUCCUCCCGCCCUCCCAGAUCUCGUGUCGAUCAUCAAUCCACCUUUUCUCUCCGUCUGCCUCACUCGUUUCCCCCCGAGUCCAACCACGACCAAAGGUCUUGCCUGAGGGCUCUGUCAUAUUGACUGCUUGCUGGCAAGAGAAUUUGGUCAGCCUUUGUGCGGAAAAUGUCAUCGUGCUGAGGGACUCUUGGACUCCCCUCGAGGGUCGACAAGUCUCUGAAACAGCGGCCAACGUCUCCCAGGACCCCCUGUGCGGUCUCUCCAUCUCUGCUUCUCUCGCUCCCUUGGAGCAAAAGUAAUGGCGGAAGAUGGCUCCCCUCCACAGUUCCUAGAGCCACCGACCAUUACAGCCCUCAAGAGCGAUGCAGGCUUCGGCGGCGAGGUUAGUCGCCAUGCCAUGGAAAGGUCAUUCAGUCAAGACAUACAGGAGGGCACCCAAGAUUUGAAAGAGGCGGCCGAGCAGACACGGAACAUUAUACUCGACCUCGGUCUAGAUGGCCACAUACGAUGGGUCAGUCCAUCCUGGACCGACGUGGUUGGCACACAACUUGACGCGGUCAAGGGACACAAAAUUCCAGAGUUCAUCAGCGACAAACCUGAUGUCUUUGACGCUGCAAUAGAGGCCCUGAAGUCCAAUGACUCCAAAAGCCAGUAUGUCAAGUUCGCUGUGAAGAUUGGCGCAACCUCGGUCAUGGCCCCCAUGCUCGAAACAGAACACGGGCAUGGACUGGACGAAGACGAUGUCGAAAUGGACGACACAGAAUCAUCUACUUUGGAGUUAGAAGGGCAGGGCAUCAUGGUGUACGACCGGAGUUCUGGAGGAGAAUCACAUUCAAUGUGGAUGUUGCAACCUGCACAGGAACCCGUCCGGAUUGAGAUUGCCCUUCCCCAAGCUUUGGUCGAUACGCUGGGAGUUGGGGCUGAAAUUCUGGCCAAGUAUCUCACCGAGUUAGCGGAAUCCGGCGCCAAUGACCCUGAGAACCAUCCUCCUCCCCUGCCCAUUCUAUGUCGGGUGUGUGAGCGCUCAAUCGUACCCUGGUGGUUCGAGAAACACUCCGACCUUUGUGUGCAGGAACACCGAGCCGAGUUGGAUGUCCAAAUGAUCCAAGAAAACUUAUCAGAGCAUCGCAAUGCCAUAGUCAAGGUUCUGGACGCUUUCGAGGCUCGACAGGGACGAAAUUCUACGGACGAUUCCUCCAGUCCAUCGCCUACGCCUGAAUACAAGGGUUUGCCAAUCGGUCCGUCCCCCGUCCAAUCUUCUGCAGCUUCAUCGGCUUCUGCUUCACACACAGCCAGUCCGGUCAGGUCCAGAAGUCCAUCUACAGCAGGCCUAGGUCAUGCUCGCGCUCGUUCGUUUGUCGUCCGAAGGCCCUUGGUCCGCGUUGUGGAGUUGAUUCUUGAUCUUUGUGACACAGCCAUCGAGAUCAAUGUCCCUUCCAUCAAGGACAGCAAGAGCAACGACGAUGAUGAUUUCAGAUCACAAUCACCACAGUCAGAGUCCAGGAUCUCCCAGGUGAUGCAAUGGCAGGCACCUAUCAGUUUGGAGAACGAACCUGGUUUGGCCGCCCUCAGUGCUGAUACCGAAAAGCUGGCUCGGUCAAAGGUUGACGCUGUGCGUCGCCACCAAUAUGUUCUAGAGUACUCGGAACGCAUUCGACAAGAAUACAUGGCUGAGGUUGAUGCCUGUAUCAACGAAGCACUGAUCAAAGCCGAACGGGUAGCUGCUGGAGAGGCUUUAUCAAGCGACAGUGAAUCUGAGCCGGACCUUGCACUAGAGGAUGUAAUGGAGAGCACUGGGGAGGACGAACAGCCCACGCCAUUAGCGGUAGAAGCCGAAAACAGUCCAGCAGGAUCAUAUGUUGGGCUACGAUCAAUGGCUUCGGCUCUACGAAAUCCCAGAGACAUACCCUAUAUUUCGAUGAAGGAUCAACGACGCUCUUCCUCACAAGCUGUGUCCACUGGUUCGAGCAGUCCCAUUGAAUGUCCAACUCCUAAGUCUCAUAAGAGCAACCUCAUAUCACAGCCACAGCCGGUUUCAAAUAGACGCUCCAUUUACCUUGACGAUGCCAAUGAUAGCGACAGCAGUCUGCCUUCAUCAUCCGUCAUGUCGAACACUUGGAGACCAGAGUCCCCAGCUUCCGUCUCUGAGCACGGUCGGUCUGCUCACUCACGAGACCGUAAGAGGCGAAGCCUCCAUCUCCAUGGCCUGAAUUCGGCUUCUCCUCACCGUCAACAGUCCCCUGGGAGAUACCCACCACCUCCACCGUCACCUCUUCGCAUGACGAAGUCAAGAAUUCCAAGUGGAGAGAUUGCCCAGUCUCCCGUUGUAUCGCCGCUACUGACAGCGGGCGAGUAUAUGCCUCCAGCCCCUGGGCCCUUGUUGCACAGAAGGCAAUCCUCGAUGCAUUCGUCUGACAAGACACCCUCUUCACCCCAUCUGAGCUCGAUCAGUCAUCCUCAACAACGUGUGCAGCCCCCCUCGAUCAAAGAUUUCGAGGUCAUCAAGCCGAUCAGCAGAGGUGCUUUUGGCAGCGUAUAUCUGGCCAAAAAGAAAAUCACCGGCGAGUACUUUGCUAUAAAGGUACUCAGAAAAUCAGACAUGGUUGCAAAGAACCAAGUCACCAACGUUAAAGCAGAGCGUGCCAUCAUGAUGUGGCAAGGCGAGAGCGACUUUGUGGCGAAGCUGUAUUGGACCUUCUCAAGCAAAGACUAUCUCUACUUGGUCAUGGAAUAUCUCAAUGGUGGUGAUUGUGCUUCUCUCGUCAAGAUUUUGGGAGGCUUGAGUGAAGACUGGGCCAAGAAAUAUAUCGCUGAAGUCGUUCUUGGAGUCGAGCACUUGCACAGCCGGGGAAUUGUCCACCGUGACUUGAAGCCUGAUAACCUUCUCAUUGAUUCCAAGGGCCAUUUGAAACUGACUGAUUUUGGUCUAUCGCGAAUGGGACUCAUUGGCCGGCAAAAGCGUGCGUUGAAGCAACCUGAAGAGCCUGCUCCAGACCUGUUGAAGCAAGGUCCUUUUACGCAUUCUGGAACUGGUUCGGGGUCGAACCCUACCUCGAGAUCAGCUUCUUUUGACUAUGAGGGCCCACAUUCGCCUACGUCUACACCUUUGAUGACUCCAGCUCUUGCAGGUGGUCUGGAUCAACCUUCGUAUUUCAAUUUGAACCGAGAAAGUUCCCUUACCAGAGAACUGUCCUGGAGCCGAAGUGGUCAAAGAAGCGACAGUGGCAGCAGUUCAAGCUUCGAUCUUCAUCACCUCUUCAAGAAAUUAGGCGUACAGGAGAACAACGACACUGCAUUCCAGACGGGGCUGCGCACUCAACCUGUGGAUGAAGAAUUAUACAGUGUGGGAAGCCAAUCGCCGGACAUCUUUCCUCUAUCUCAAUCAUUGAGUAACAUCUCUCAACCACCCCCACCACCCGCCUCCUCGCAAGUCCUACCACCUUUGUUUGAUGGCGAGGACAGUGGCAAAAGGUUUGUGGGCACGCCAGAUUAUCUGGCGCCAGAGACAAUCAAUGGUACUGGCCAAGAUGAGAUGUGUGACUGGUGGGCCCUGGGAUGCAUCAUGUUUGAAUUUCUUUAUGGCAUACCACCUUUCAAUGCGGAGAGUACAGAAGAAGUGUUCGACAAUAUUUUGAACAGAAGGAUUGCGUGGCCCGAGGAUGAUGAGAUCGAGGUCAGCUCUGAGGCAAAGGACCUUAUCAACAAACUCAUUCAGCUGGAUCCAGCUGACCGACUUGGAGCCAACAAAGACGAAAUCUACCCGAGCGGUGGUGCCGAAAUCCAGGCCCAUCCAUGGUUUGCCGAUAUCAACUGGACCACUUUACUUGAAGACGAAGCUCAGUUCAUUCCAAAUCCCGAGCAUCCAGAAGACACGGAGUAUUUUGAUGCCCGUGGAGCCACUCUCUCGUCAUUCCCAGAGGAGCUUGAAGACCAAAUAUCUCCCUCCGGAACGACGCCAAAUGGACCAGACUACCCAAAUCGUCCCCAUGAUGCUCUCCUUCGUGUGAGGACACAGGCAGCUUCCUCUAAACGAGGUCUCAUGCCUCUCCAUAUUCCUCCUCACGUAGCUCGAGAUACUCGGAGUCGAAGACUCAGCGAACCUGUGAUUGUGGAUGAUUUCGGCAAUUUUACAUUCAAGAACCUACCGGUACUGGAAAAGGCCAACAAGGAUAUCGUGGAGAAAAUGCGGAAGGAAGCAAUGCAGGCCCAAGCGCGUGGGUACUCCCAUUCGCAAGCUAUCUCUGCGGCUAAUAGCCCUGCGGUGGGUUCUCCUGCGCCUUCGUUAGAGGGCAGCCCGAUGAUGCCAAUGCCGGUGAAGCGUGCUUUGUCCAUUAGCAAAGGCCACAGGCCAGGCUCGCCAUCCAGUUUAGGCGGGACUUCGAACUCGUCACCGAGUAGACCUUCUCAACCUUCGUCGCCGCUCUUGGUCCAGUUCUCGGCUGCGCAGCAUCACGAAAGAAGAAAGACUUCUGGCUCAUCUCAAGGCAGUAGCUCUCUGAACCCUGGAAGUUUCUUUGACAUACCCCAUGAUGCUAUUCGACACAACGCUCAAGUUUCAUCUUCACCCGUCAAGACAGCCCGUUUGCCCGCGGUCUCUCCUGCUAAAGCCAUGAAUCCUCCUCAGCGACAAACGAGCGCCACUGUCAAUGGUCGUACUCGGUCACAGACCGUUGGUUCUCAGGAAAGCGAUGGUCAGCCACCAAGAGAUAAUUUCAUUCCGGGUCACUAUAAACGCAAGAGCCAACUGCUCGCACGAGAUGUGUCACCCUCGUCCUCGGAUAACGAAUCGGCACAAGCCAAAGCGUUGCUGAAGGUGCAACGACGCAGACAGAGCUCCAGAAGGAUGUCUCAGAUUAAUUUUCUCGAUGGCCCUGUCUAUCGUCCGCUGGAUGUCUUGAUCUGUGAAGACCAUCCUGUCUCUCGUAUGGUCAUGGAAAGACUCUUGGAGAAACUUCGAUGUCGGACCGUGACAGCCACCAAUGGACCUGAUGCCCUUCGUUUAGCCGUGAGUCAGAUUCAAUUCGACAUCAUCUUCAUGGAGUUCAAGCUGCCCCUUAUCAAUGGUGUCGACGUUGCGCGGAUGAUUAGAGACACGAAAAGCGCCAACACACAUACCCCUAUUGUGUGUAUAACAGGUUAUCUGAAAGACCUGCCCGAAGUCCACCAUUUCGAUACUCUUAUGCAGAAGCCGCCGACUUCGCAGAAACUGUCAGAGAUGCUGUGCAAAUACUGCUCAUGGAAACCUCCGCCGAAAGACUUCAAGCUUGCCGCUCCACUCCACAUUCCGCCGAUCAGUACUCGGGUCGAACAUGCUCACACUCAAGACAGCCCAAGCUCUGUGGCAUCCAGCCUUGCACCCACGAUGCCUGACUCAUCAUACAAAGGAUCAGCUCGAGAAGACUCGAUCGGUAGUGGCGGUUUCUUCAGUGAUCUUGAAUCCUUCAAGAGCGAUGACAUUCCUGUCAUCGUGUCUCGAGCUGCCACAGACGAAUGGGCGAAGGGCGGGUUAGGCAUCUCUGACGAUAUUGUCACCGGACAGAAGCCAUAUGUCCAGAGCGGCUUUCCUCACCUCAUUCAGACCGAGUCCGCUCCUGCGAGUGCCCACGUAGAAGAGACUCCCGGGUAUGGACUUCGUACUCCACGGCGCCAGAAGUCCUCCGAGAUAGUCAGACAGAAGCGAGACAGGCUAGAAAGGAGCAUGCAGAAUCCAAGUGGCGCAGCUGAAGAGGGAGACGACGAGGAUGAAGAAUUGGGGGACGUCCAAGUCCGUUCUCGUUCUCCCGUCGGCAAAGCUGGUCGGCCAACCUCCAAGCUCGGAAUUGAGAUGAUGCGUACCAAUAGCCGUGGAAGUGUCAUCUCGAUGAAUGACGACAAGUCAGGCGAAUCUGACAACCUCAGGCAGUCAUUGGAGAUCCUGGAAGAACGCAUGGAAAGCUUGACAAUACCCGAGGAACCAUCUCAGGCCACCAUUAUUGCCAGCCAACCUCGGAAAAGUCUAGAAAGAGCGGCUUCGUAUCACUCCCAUCCUGAACAGGAAUCUGAACGUCGUCCUAGCCAUGACCAAAUCACGCCACCCGUCAUUUUCCCUCGCAAGCCGGGAACACAAGUCGCGCACAUCGACCCUGGCGCAGACGUGACACCUACCGCCAACAGGACGGUCGACAAGGAGGAAGAAGAGCCUACGCCGAAACCACUGGGCAGCCCUUCUGGUGCCACCAUCUCAUGAAACAUUACUAUGAUUGACUACCUUUUCUUUACUGAUGUAUUGCACAAACAUUGCUUUAUUUUACAGUAUUUGCUUGCACGACAGAAUCCGAAUUUCCUAUGUUGACAACGAUUUGCAAGGCGCUGGAGGCGAGAAUACCAUCGGAGUUGUUGCUGGAGUAUGCAAAAGCGCAUCAAUGUAUUUUUGUUUCUUUCGUGUUGAAGUUAGUAUCUGUAUAUGCUUUGGCCCAUGCCGGCAAUGGGAAGGAAAACAGGUCAUGACAGUGCUGGAAGUCCAUCUGCUGGCGCAGUCCCUUUCAAUAGAAGGAAGAUUUUAUGUCAUCGCUUCUACGGCCGAGGCCUUGUGGGCUAUCUACUUCUAUGUAUAUUGUUAUUUGUUUUCUUGGUGGGUACUGAGGUCUUUUCUCGGCAGUUUCGUCUCUUAUAUCCAUACAAUGGCAUGGUCCGGAACGUUAUGGAGACUCAGAUUGUCGAGGAACAGACGUGGAACCAUUGGGAGCGUGCGCCGGAACUUCCGAGUUCUCUAUUCGAUGAGCAAACAGAAAUAAUACGUUGCGAACCACGGUGGAGGAAGAAUGAAUAUCAUGACAAAAAACUCCCCAGUAUUGACAGGCCCGAAAUGUUACCUUCCCUUUGGAGCAAAUAUUGAUCAUCCCGAUAGGUAGG
Molecule: messenger RNA, 7267 nt
Organism: Exophiala oligosperma
Lineage: Eukaryota; Fungi; Ascomycota; Eurotiomycetes; Chaetothyriales; Herpotrichiellaceae
Exons: 1
Coding region: 675-6602 (1975 amino acids)
Biological process (GO): peptidyl-serine phosphorylation; phosphorelay signal transduction system
Cellular component (GO): nucleus; cytoplasm
Molecular function (GO): protein serine/threonine kinase activity; ATP binding
Source: RefSeq, a predicted model, not a curated record